CACUUUAAAAGGAGAGGUUAGCAUCCACAGCAGUCAGAACAACAAAAUAUCAAAGCAAAAACAAGCAAUACCUAGCUUGAGCACCAAAUGGCUCAUAAAGCUAUGGCGCGCCUGGGUGCGGUUUUGGUCAUUCUGUUGAUUGCUUUUGUUGUAGCUGAGGGAUCUCCUAAACCAAAGGCUAAGAAAGUCAAGUGCCACGACAAGAAGUUCUACAAGUGUUACCAUAAAGAUCUCUACUGCCCAGCAGCAUGCCUCCGCACUUGUGUUGUGGAUUGUAAGAAAUGCAAAGCUGUUUGUAAGGCGCCGCCUCCACCACCACCACCUCCUCCACCGCCGCCACCCAGACGAAAGUGGCGCUACCCACCCCCUCCUCCCCCAAAGAGUUAUCACCACUCACCGCCUCCUCCUCGCAAGACUUAUCCUUCACCACCACCUGCCCCUUCAGUUGUUCCUACUCCCCCUCCUCCAGCUACAACUCCACCUCCGUCACCCCCUAUCUCUACCCCGUCGUCACAACCGAUGCCUCCUGCUACUACCCCAUCAGCACCGCCAUCCCCUAUUCCUACUCCAUCACCACCUUUGUCCACACCAUCAUCACCGCCACCCCCUACUCCUACUCCUACUCCAUCACCACCGCUGCCCCCUACUUCUACACCACCUUCUUUCUAUCCUCCACCACCGCCUUCAUCAGAGGCCGCGGGUGAAAAGAGAGUCAAAUGCAAGAAUAAAAACUACCCUCAUUGCUAUGGUCUGGAGCUAAGUUGUCCUAGUGGGUGCCCUGAGCAAUGUGAAGUUGACUGCGUCACAUGCAGUCCCGUUUGUAACUGCAACAAACCAGGUGCUGUUUGCCAAGACCCUAGAUUUAUUGGUGGUGAUGGUAUAACCUUCUACUUCCAUGGCAAGCGAGACCAAGACUUCUGUCUCGUAUCUGAUUCCAACAUCCACAUCAACGCCCAUUUCAUCGGAAAAAGAGACCAAAAUAUGAAGAGGGACUUCACUUGGGUCCAAUCUCUAGGUAUCCUCUUUGACAAUCGCAAGCUCUUCAUAGGUGCCAAACCAACCUCCACUUGGGAUGACACCGUCGACCGCCUAACCCUAGCCAUUGACGACGAAACCAUUAGCCUUGCCGACAACGAAGGAGCAUAUUGGCAAUCACAGGGACUCAAGAUCACAAGGAGCAAGAACACAAAUGCUGUAGAAAUUGAAGCCGAAGGGAAUUUCAAGAUCAAAGCAGUGGUGGUGCCGAUAACGGAGAAAGAGUCGGUGAUACACAAGUAUGGGAUUACACAGGAGGAUUGCUUUGCUCACCUUGACUUGAGCUUCAAGUUUUAUGCCCUAAGUGGGGAAGUUAAUGGCGUGCUAGGACAGACAUACGGUGAGAACUAUGUUACUAGGGUCAAGAUGGGUGUCGUGAUGCCUGUUUUGGGUGGCGAUAGAGAAUUUUCAUCGUCUAGCAUCUUUGCCUCGGAUUGUGCUGUUGCUAGGUUUAGCGGUGAGUCUAGUGAAAAGUCCAAGUAUGCUAGUACUAUAAAUUGCGCUAGUGGGAUGGAUGCCCGUGGAGUUGUUUGUAAGAGGUAAUUAAUUACGGAUCUUUUCUCACUAGAUCGAUCUAUUUCUAUUGUAAAAUAAAGGCCAGAAUCAUGUAUCUGGCUCUAGCAGUUUCAUCACAAAAUUGAUGUAACCUUGGUCAAUUUGUCAAUUAUUUAUUUU
Messenger RNA from Rosa rugosa (rugosa rose), 1710 nucleotides. RefSeq lists its product as uncharacterized. The record is from RefSeq and is a predicted model, not a curated record. NCBI's taxonomy places the organism in Eukaryota, Viridiplantae, Streptophyta, Magnoliopsida, Rosales, Rosaceae. The coding region runs from base 88 to 1578 and encodes 496 amino acids. The transcript is spliced from 2 exons.